Lates calcarifer (barramundi perch) is the source of this 980-nucleotide messenger RNA. RefSeq names its product chymotrypsin-C. Gene Ontology annotation, molecular function: serine-type endopeptidase activity. Lineage: Eukaryota; Metazoa; Chordata; Actinopteri; Centropomidae. The record is from RefSeq and is a predicted model, not a curated record. The coding region runs from base 92 to 895 and encodes 267 amino acids. The transcript has 8 exons. Gene Ontology annotation, biological process: proteolysis.
UCCAAGAAUCCAAUACAGUUUUUUGAAGGUUACGUAACCUGAAAGAUAUAUAUGUGUCAGAUGUUUUACUGCAAACCGUGGAGAUACAGACAUGAUGAAGUUUGUGGUGCUCGCUCUCUUCGUUGCUGGUGCCUAUGGGUGUGGCCUGCCCACUUUCCCACCUGUGGUGAGCAGGGUGGUUGGAGGAGAGGAUGUCAGGCCUCACAGCUGGCCCUGGCAGAUUUCCCUGCAGUAUAACAGACAGGGAGAGUGGAGACACACCUGUGGAGGUACCCUAAUCUCUAACCAGUGGGUCCUGACUGCUGCUCACUGUAUCAGCAAUGGCAAGGAGUACAGAGUGGCCAUGGGAAAGCACAACUUGGUGGAGACAGAGGAGGCUGCUGUGUUCAUGGGCACUGCUAACAUCAUCGUGCAUGAGAAGUGGAACCCUCUCUUCAUCCGUAAUGACAUUGCCCUGAUCAAGCUGGAGUCCCCUGUUACCUUCUCUGAUGCCAUCAUGGCUGCUUGUCUCCCCACUGCUGGCUUCAUCCUUCCCCAUAAUGAGCCCUGCUACGUCACUGGAUGGGGUCGCCUCUAUACUGGAGGUCCCAUUGCCGACAUCCUGCAGCAGGCUCUCUUGCCUGUGGUGGACCACGCCACCUGCUCCAAGCCUGACUGGUGGGGUUUCCAGGUGAAGGAAACCAUGGUCUGUGCAGGCGGAGAUGGAGUUAUGUCUGGUUGCAAUGGAGACUCUGGCGGUCCUCUGAACUGCCAGAACGCUGAUGGUGCCUGGGAGGUUCACGGUAUCGUCAGCUUUGGCUCUGGCAUCAAGUGCAACUUGGCCAAGAAGCCCACUGUCUUCACCCGUGUCAGCGCCUACAGCGACUGGAUCAGCUCUAAAAUGGUGGCCUAUUGAGAGGAUAGUCUUUGGGGAUGAAAGAAACUAUAUGGACAUAUAAAAAUAAAUAACAUUUUGAACUAUAAAUAAAAUGAAAUAUCAA